Trematomus bernacchii (emerald rockcod) is the source of this 1391-nucleotide messenger RNA. RefSeq names its product biogenesis of lysosomal organelles complex-1, subunit 2 (gene bloc1s2). The coding region runs from base 23 to 562 and encodes 179 amino acids. The transcript has 5 exons. Gene Ontology annotation, molecular function: gamma-tubulin binding. The record is from RefSeq and is a predicted model, not a curated record. Gene Ontology annotation, cellular component: gamma-tubulin complex; BLOC-1 complex; BORC complex. NCBI's taxonomy places the organism in Eukaryota, Metazoa, Chordata, Actinopteri, Perciformes, Nototheniidae. Gene Ontology annotation, biological process: endosomal transport; lysosome localization.
CACAAGUCAAAACAGGAACAAAAUGGCUGCAACGGGAGACGACGCCGCAGCAAUGGACAGCAUCUCCCGGGCUCCAGCGGCCCAGCUAGCGGCUCUGAACGCGGCUGCAGCCUCCAGCAGUCAGGCAGAAGCCCCGGAGGACGUAGCAGAAAUUCCGGCUGUUGUUCCCAAAAAGACCAGCACAAACAGUGAUGGUGGUGUGGAAACAGCUGAGGAGGCUGUGGAGCCUGCAGAGCCUGAUAUCAAUGAGUUAUGCGCUGACAUGUUUGAAAAGAUGGCAAUCGUCCUGCAAGGAGAACUAACUGGAACUUCUGAGGAUUACCGUCUGUUGGAGAACAUGAAUAAGCUUACCAGUCUGAAGUACAUGGAAAUGAAGGACAUUAGUAUCAACAUCAGCCGUAACCUGCAGGAUCUCAACAACAAAUAUGCCAGUUUACAGCCCUACUUGGACCAGAUAAAUCAGAUUGAAGAGCAAGUGUCUUCACUUGAACAGGCUGCCUACAAACUGGACGCAUACUCCAAGAAACUGGAGGCCAGGUUCAAGAAGCUGGAGAAGCGAUGAGGAAGAAGAAGAGGCAGACUUUUGAGUUAUGAUGCCUUCUCACCGACUUUAGCAGUGCCUCGCCUUCUUCUCUCCCUGCAAGUGGAGCCAGGAGCUGCGGGGAGGAUGUGAACUGAGACUGAAACAACAAACAGUCAGAGCCACUUUGACACCUAGACAGGACCCAGGAGGAAGCGGCUCAAGUCACAUGAAUCAGUAGCGAAGUGCUUGGCUUAGAUUUAAAUCCAGUAUCACUGAUUUUGGCAUCAGUUAAAACAGCCAAGACGAUAAGAGUGUGUGGUGGUCACCCAAAUCUUUUUGCAGAAACACUUUAUGUUCACUAAAUCGGCCUGAUUAUUAGAAUAUCUUGAUUGAGUGGCGGAAUCAGAAUAUACUAUUUUUACUACUAAACAAAGAAACCGAGCACAUUGACAGAGACUUGUAUGACUAGAUAUAAAUACACUAUUGUUAUAUGUAGAUGUAUACAUGAUGAAGCAUGGUCAUAUAGGUUUUUUUUAUUUAAAGUUCCAGCAUUUCUAUUUUGAUAAUUUAAGGAUUGACAGAUUUCCACUUAGUAAUAAUAUUCCAACAUGUACAUUGAAAUUAUUUGUUUUAAAACAUUUUCUUGUCCAGACGGUGUGGACACUACCAGAAACUGGUCUAAAAAGAGUCUGCUAUAAAAAAGGUUACUGUUUAGACAACAGCUGGAAAUGUAACCAUCUCAGUAAGCAAGUUUAACAUUUGCCGUUUAAAAUAAAAGGUAUAUGGUUUUGAAGUAUGUCUAAUGGGAGAUUUUGAAGCUGAAAACUAACUGGAGUUUUUGUUUUGUUAAUAAACCAUGUGCAUAUCA